AGUGUAAUCUCUACGUCUCUCGGUUGUGAUGGUUUUUCAAAAGUACGGGAUUUAGAUAAAUACAUGAAAGUUCUAAAAAUGAAAAUGUCUGCAUUGGCAAGGACACUGCAGGCUGUCAAGCCACAUGUUCCAUCAAUCAAAUUCCCAGUACGGUCAACGGAAGCUUUGACAACAAGUGGAACUCAUAAACACUCGGUUUCCCAUGUGCCAGCUAUCACACCAUCACCAGCUCCUGUUAAACCUGUGGUCACUUCAUCAGCCUCAGAAAAGAUUCCUUCCCGAUAUCAGCGCAAGAAAAUCUCCAAAGAAGAAAUGGAAUAUAUAGAGAGAGGUGGACCAGAGUAGAUCCAGCAGUAUUUUUUAGUUGCCUUUCCCUUCUCAAUGGUCAAGUUGCUGUGUAAAAAAUAAAAUUAAUUUUUAUUAUGUUCUUACUUAGAUAUGUUAUAUAAAUGUUUUGCCUUGAAUAAUAAAUACCAUGCUUUUAGUAUGGUGAAAUUUCUA
Dreissena polymorpha is the source of this 501-nucleotide messenger RNA. RefSeq names its product alpha-ketoglutarate dehydrogenase component 4-like. Gene Ontology annotation, biological process: 2-oxoglutarate metabolic process. The record is from RefSeq and is a predicted model, not a curated record. The transcript has 4 exons. NCBI's taxonomy places the organism in Eukaryota, Metazoa, Mollusca, Bivalvia, Myida, Dreissenidae. Bases 64 to 345 code for a protein of 93 amino acids.